AUGUACCAACGAGCACUCAAAGGGUAUAUGAAUUUCGGGCCAGACGACAGCUUGACAUUGAAAGCAGUGUCUAAUCUCGGCGCACUGUACUUGCUAGAAAAUCGAUACAAGAAAGCAGAGGUGAUGUACCAACGAGUGUUUCAAACACAUUUGAGAGUCUCCGGACCAGACGAGGAGGAGAUGACAGAAGCAGCCCAAGAUCUUGGCCAGUUCUACUUGGAGAAUGAACGUUGGAGCGAGGCUGAGAUAUUUUUGACUCGAGCAUUCAAGGGCUAUCAGACUACGUCUAGCUCAAAGGAAAAAACUACGUGGCCCAUAGCUCUCGAUUUGGGCAACGUAUUCUGGGAGCUAAAUCGGCCCAAAGAUGCUUUGGGGUGGUACCAGCAGGCAUUGAUGGGCUUUGAUCAAGACCUUAAUGUAACUGAGGCUUCAAGGGACUCCAGAGUUCUGGAGAUACUUAUAACUCUCAACAAUGUCUAUUCAAGACUUGGGGAUUCUGCCCAGGCUCUUAUACACACGCGGCGUGCGCUACUGAUUUGCGAAAAGAUUGAAGGGCCAGACAGUUCACAGUGUAAAGAACUUGCCAGAAAGGUUGACAAACUUGAAGAUCUUGCCUAUCAAUACAGAGGACCUGAGCCCAUCAGCACUCAGCCAACCAGCACUCCAAGUGGGGUUUUCAAAAAGCCUAGUCUGUUUACGAAGCUUAUCAUAAGGGGUGGUCAACGCUGA
Molecule: messenger RNA, 729 nt
Organism: Penicillium angulare
Lineage: Eukaryota; Fungi; Ascomycota; Eurotiomycetes; Eurotiales; Aspergillaceae
Product: tetratricopeptide repeat protein
Exons: 1
Coding region: 1-729 (242 amino acids)
Molecular function (GO): protein binding
Source: RefSeq, a predicted model, not a curated record